Messenger RNA from Oncorhynchus keta (chum salmon), 1133 nucleotides. RefSeq names its product lysophosphatidic acid receptor 6-like. The transcript has 6 exons. Gene Ontology annotation, cellular component: membrane. Gene Ontology annotation, biological process: phospholipase C-activating G protein-coupled receptor signaling pathway; positive regulation of Rho protein signal transduction. NCBI's taxonomy places the organism in Eukaryota, Metazoa, Chordata, Actinopteri, Salmoniformes, Salmonidae. The record is from RefSeq and is a predicted model, not a curated record. The coding region runs from base 25 to 984 and encodes 319 amino acids. Gene Ontology annotation, molecular function: lysophosphatidic acid receptor activity.
AGCACCACCGAAGACAAGGUAACCAUGACCAUCAACACCACCCAUAACUGCACUGAGCCCCAGAUUAACCUCAUUUUCGUGGGGGUCUACGUCAUUGUCUUCACCGUCGGCCUCUUCCUCAAUCUCACAGCACUGGUAGUCUUCUUCUGUUAUACCAAGUUGUGGUCCCACACCAUGGUCUACAUGACAAACCUGGCCAUCGCAGACCUCCUCCUGGUCCUCACUCUGCCCCUGAGGAUCUACUACCAUCUGGGCUUGUCCGGGUUACCUCAGGUCUUGUGUGAAGGGAUGGGCCUGGUUCUUCUGGUCAACAUGUAUGGCAGCAUAUUCCUCCUCACCUGCAUGUGUUUCGACCGCUGCAUGGCCGUGUGCCUACCCAUGUUGUCCUGGGUCCAGGUGGGGCGUAAGAAAGCCCCGCUGGUCUGCCUUGGGGUGUGGCUGCUCACCGCAGGCGCCAGCCUCCCCAUCUACAUCUCCAAACGCAGAGAGGUGUCCAAGGACAUCGAGGUCAAUUGUUUCGGGAACCUCCCAGUCUACGCCAUGCAGCCCAUGGCGGUCGCCUCGACUUUAACCGUCGGCUUCGGCAUCCCCUUAUUGGUGAUGUUAGUCUGUUCCUGGGCAUUGAUCCAGGCCAUCACAAGGAGCUCCAUAGCCCAAACAGACUUCAUCGACUCUGGGAAGAUUCAGAGGAUGAUCACCAUCAGCCUGGUGAUAUUCCUCACCUGUUUCCUGCCCUACCAUGGGACUCUGGCCCUCCUCUAUGUCCAUAGGGAGGCGAUAACAUGCCCCCUUCUGGCAGCAUACCACUAUAGCCUAAUGGUGGCCUGUCUGAAUGCCAUGUUGGACCCACUAGCCUACUACUUCACAACAGACACGUUCAGGAGGAAGAUGGAUAAGGAUUCUAUCAGAAGGAUGUUCCCUGUAAACAGUCACAGCUCUGAGGGGAUCAACAUGAGGGGAUCCAGGGGACCUGUCAAUACCUGAAAGAAUCAUAAAACACGGGACGAGAUGUUAAAAACUGUCCAUUGUGCCAAUAGAUGGAAUGCACUCACAUGAGAUUUGCCGUGAUGUGAUGUUGACAGAGUGGCAUGGGAGGUUUAUUUCUUAGACUGGGGUAAGAUGUCAAUUUUGGG